UACAUCAGUGGUAGUCGUCUGGUCCGAGCAAAACCUUUCUUGAGCGACUGGCUGCAGUGUUUGCCAUAGUAAAACGUGAUCCUGUUGCUACCCAUCCCACUAGACAGACACCGUUGCCGGAUUACCUGAUUACCUGAAUACCUUCACCGCAGCCCGUUCGUGAUGCUUUCAGUGGCAGCCGCCAGUCCAAUAAGAUGCUUUCGUCAUUCGUGAAGUGAAAACUAGCCUGAUUUCAACUACGGUUGAGUGUGGAGUGGCACGGGAGAAAUGCGAGAUGCACAUGGCGAGAUGCACAUGGGGGACCUCAGCAACAUUGGCAGUAGCUGCCUCAUGACUAUAGCUGUCGCCUCUAUAGGUAGCUGCUGCACAGUGCUGCUGGCGCUACUGCUAUGUAUCAAACGCAAAAGCAAAGGCGACCAGCCGGCUCCGCGGUCGACAAGCAUCAUACGACCAAGCGCAUCUAAAGCCAAUCAUCAGCACCUUGGAAAUUAUACAUCCCUGCAGAGUGCAGACAGUUCAGACUGCGUCUCUGCCGGCAACCAGCCGCCACAUCGCACUGGAAAAGCCUCUUCAGAAGGGGAAAGUAUCGACAUGGCAGGAUCAUCACAAGCUCCUCUUGAGGUGCACAUCCACGACUGCCAAGGUGAGAAAGAUGUGAACGACGCGACAUCCAGAAAAGGUCAAGAAACUGCAUCCGUUACCUGUGAGGCUUCAUCAGAUCGCAGGCGAGAUGGGCAGCCGGUAGAGGUUGCGAAGAAAGAGUCUCUGUCAUUCGACGAUCCUGUGUACGCGCAGCCUAAAAGGCGAGGAGAUGUCUUCACACCUUCUUCGCCUACAUUACCGGCAAAAAACCAUCCCCAUAACAAAUCCAUAGAAUCCUUGAACGCAUCCCGUCCACCGAGCACUUCACCAGAAUCCGGCAAAACCAGCCCCCUCUCUCUGGUACUGGGUUGUAAAGCUACUGAUUAUGAAAUGGUCGCCAGCGGUGCACUUUCUAAAUAUGCACCUGUGGACGCAAGCUCUGCACUGUAUGUGGGAAAGUCGGAGAGUGAGCAUGCAUAUGCUUUCCUUGAUAAACAAUCUAGACAAGCUGGGAAACAUUGCCGGCUAUCUCACAGUGGAUCUGGAUCACCUGGAAUAUUGGCCGCAGGGCUUCCUACGAAAGACGGGAAAGUGGGUCUGCGAGAUGCCCCGCAUUUCAACUCUUUGCAAGAUGUAUAUGCGGGCACUGUGGAUGACUCUGAGGCAUACGCCAAGCUCGAGGGAAACUAUGCAUCUGUGCCGGAUAUGGAUCUGUCCUCUUACUGUUCAAAUAGGGGCAAACAACCGAUUAUUUGGUCACGGCGAAAGUUGGCCCACCGCUCUAGUACUGUAUCGACAACAAAGUCAACUUCUCCAUUGGCUCACAAAGACCCUCCUUCGCUCGAAUCAGCGCUAGAAGUUGUUUACGCGAUGCCGCACCAAUCAAUAAGCUCUCUACCUGAUUUACCCUUUUUUUCUCAGGACAGCGUGGACUCUGGCUGCGGUCAACACACUAUCCAAGAACUACACUCUGGGAAAAGCUUUAAUAACAGGACUGAAAGCACUGACAUAGGUGAUUUGCCCAACUACGCCAAGCCAAAGUUAACUGGAUUCCCUUCAGGCCCUUAUGCAUUGCCAGAUUUUUCCACCGAUCCCACACCAGCGGACUCCCACAAGAUGAUGAUAGCAACAUGCGCCUUGUACUCUUCACCUAAUAUCAUCGAGGAGGCGCCUGGUGGAUCUAUCGAGUACAUGGCAAAUAAAUGCACUGAGGUGAAUGGCUCAGUGGGGAUGCAAGUGAUGCAACAGGAUGAUUCCAUGGACGUGAUUUGUGACGCCCCACCUUCAUCCCGCGGUGAAUUGAAAGAAUCACUGCCACCUGUGCUAGUGACUAAAUCACUUCAACUGCAAGCAACGUUAACGCUUCCAUUAUCGGAUGACAGUGGGGAUUAUUCUAUCCCAGCCGAUUGCGUUCAGAGUACCGCACCUUCCAUGGGUGAUCGUUCAGUGAGUAUUGAACAUGCCCUCAACGACAAUCACUCUCUCAUGCUUAGGCGAGCAGGGACAGCCCAGUCUCGUGGCUCUCUGGAGAAUUUGGCGCUGGCAUAUCCCGAUGACACAUAUGCAACGCCAAUAGACGCCCUCUUUCAAGCUGGUACGCAUAAAGACUCCAUAGCAGCCCCAAGCUCACCAGCAGGUCGGCGCAGGAGAAUCACUUGCACCUCCACUGUGUGCCUUGAAUCAUCAGGCUCUGAAAGUGAGGACGAUGCAGAAGGCUUGUAUUCGCGUCCGGCUGAUUGGGUGGAGGACGAUCCGUGUGAAGUCAGUUGUGAGUGAUUGGUGCUGCACUAUCUAUCGGGUGCGCCUAACGCUUAGUGGAGACAUUUGGACAUCUUACUUUAUAGGCACUGUCGGCAGAUUCAGUGAUGCUUGCUGUACAUAAUACGCUUUGUGCAUGUUAUAGCGGACCGUGAGUGUUAUGACUACAGUCACCGUUGUGUUGCUCUGUGCAUGUUUGUUGUGAGGUUGUGGACCAUAUAACGGCCCACUAAAGUCAAAAUUAUUAUUUGUUUUGACCUAUAGCGCAUGUAACCAUUUUUUAAUAACAAAGCUGUGCAUGGAAGUAGUUCUUUUAUUUAACUGGAUGUUCAUGAUGUUUAUAGCCAGACAAAAGUCUGAGUGUAUUUCUCAAAUGUUUCAUGAUAAGAUGAUCUAGCUGCAGAACUAACUCACUUCUUGCCCCCAUGAAGCCGCAUUUGAUCAUAAUACAUGAUCUGGACAGUUGUAGUGAUUAUAUUAUCUUUUGCUGCCAGGAUGAUAAAGGCAAGCGGAUCAAUGACUGCAUGCAUGCCCCCCCCCCCCCCGGCUAGUCUUUCAUUUUAUUUUCAUGACUCUGAGCCGCCAGCAUGGUCACAUGCUAUUUCUUUCCUUGCCAAUUCUUGCCUGUUUCACAUUAUAAUUCCUGUUAUUCAUACCCCUGCCCCAGCAUAGGAUGACAAGGAAAUGCUGUCUUCCAUCCCACACUUCUGUCUUUCUUUUCUGCCAAUGCCGGAUUCACUGAGUCACCAUUGGAGGCACUGCCCUUUCAAUAGACACC
This is a messenger RNA of Sycon ciliatum, 3118 nucleotides long. RefSeq lists its product as uncharacterized. Lineage: Eukaryota; Metazoa; Porifera; Calcarea; Leucosolenida; Sycettidae. The record is from RefSeq and is a predicted model, not a curated record. Bases 268 to 2358 code for a protein of 696 amino acids. The transcript is spliced from 2 exons.